AUGCAAUUUGCUUCUUCGUGGCAGGCUGAUGUGGCGACAAACACCCGGUCCAAGUAGCUCUGAAGAGUUGCCAGUUUACAGGAUUGGCAAAGUAUGUCCGAUGGGUCGUCUUGACCUGGUGCUUCUCGGACAAAGUGGGCAGAAAUUGCUUGAGCUGACAGCAGAAACGACGACUGUCCGAGAUCUCUGGGUGCAGACGUUGGAAGAGCUGUGUCUAGCCGACCAAGCAGAACGAUGUGAGGAGGAUUCCAAAAGCUUAAAGGAAAAACUGGAGAAACAGCAAGAGAAGCAAAAAGAGCAAUACUGGAAAGAUCGAACGGACGAACUGGAGAAGCGACGGCGUGAAGCUGAGGAACGCAAGAAGAAGAUUGGCGUUAUAGGAAUGAAAUACACAGCCCAAGCGAUGGCCAACAGAUAGAGUAAAGCAGUAGAAGCCACAAGGAGCUUGAUAAUUAUUGCCGCGAGGAAUGUUAGAUUUAUCACUUC
Messenger RNA from Phytophthora infestans T30-4, 486 nucleotides. RefSeq lists its product as uncharacterized. The record is from RefSeq and is a predicted model, not a curated record. The transcript has 3 exons. The coding region runs from base 101 to 418 and encodes 105 amino acids. Lineage: Eukaryota; Oomycota; Peronosporomycetes; Peronosporales; Peronosporaceae.